UCCAAGUUGCACGUGUUUGACGAUUCUCUCGUUAGUCACGAAACAAUAGUCGAAGACUUUAUAAUAUGUCUUAAAGCAGUUCAACUCAAACUCGUAUGACACGCGAUGCAGCAAACAUCUUUCUUAAAAUUAUAAUUUGACAUUCGUGCGACACUGAACAAACAAACAAACAAUCUCGAGAAACAUGAAAACAUUCAUGUCGUGGGCAACUAGAAAUUUCAAAAAUACCCAAAGAUGAUGAAAUUUAAAAGUAAAAAAAAAAAAUUAUCCGAUUGUCAAGUUUUACAAUCAAUUUCUUCUAAUAUCUUCAAUUUCAACGAAUACACUUAAAAAUUAUCAGAUUUUUUUUUAACAAAAUUGAAAAUGUAGAGAAAAAUAAAAUUUUCUGUGGAAAGUGCAAAAAGAGAAAAAGUGACAGUGUGAUUUAAAUUUUUAAAAUUUUCCAUUAAAAAACCAUAUGAGGAAAAAUUUUACAAUAUAAAUAUUUCGGAGCAAAAGCAGAUUUUCAAAGGAAUAUACAAUGACAGACGAAUUAUUGUUUUCGGCUUUGGGAUUGGAUAUGGAUGUUCUCAAUGAGAAACAAUUACAAUCACCUACGACGUCUUUUUCCUAUGAAUAUGAGACUUCUUGCAAGACACCACUUAGUGAUUAUUCAGAAUUUACGGAAAAUUCUUUUACUCUAAUGAAUAAUGGAAUCGAAUGUUAUACGGAUAUAACAUAUUCACCGGAAGUACAAUGGAGCGAUUGGUCAACGAAUACAUUCACCUCCUCGAAUUGUUUCAGUGAAUUAAGUGAAAUUGACACUGAAUUGGAUUGGUGUUUAGACAGAGAAUGGAAUGUGGGUCUUCCUGAAAGAACGCCACUUUGUACUCCAGGAUGUGAAGGAUUUUUGCAUCUUCCAUUGCCGAAACCUCAACAACCUUUCCAACAUGACGAGCCCUUAUUAGUUCUUGGCAUUGAUCUCAGGACAUUGGAGGAUUCUUUAGGUUCCACGGAAAUAGAUUAUAACAAUAAUCAAAUGGAAGAAAACAAUCAUUUGGUACCCUCGUCUGCCGAUGUGGCUUUAGCGACUCACGACUAUACGAAUCGAAGUUUAACGCAAGCUGCUGACGAUCGCUGUUUCCCCUGCACAUAUCAAGGCUGCGUGAAGGUUUAUGCGAAAGCUUCACAUCUAAAAGCACAUCUACGAAGACACACUGGUGAGAAGCCAUUCGCUUGCACGUGGACCGGAUGCGGCUGGCGUUUCAGUCGAUCCGACGAAUUAGCUAGGCACAGAAGAUCGCAUUCUGGAGUGAAACCAUAUCCCUGUGAACUUUGCUCAAAACGAUUUGCCCGCAGUGAUCAUUUGGCGAAACAUCGAAAAGUUCAUCGAAAAAAUUCCUUCGCCAUGUUCCAAGGGGGAAGAAAUUUUCGCGCAUCAAAAAUGAAUUUACUGCCAGCUAAAAAUUAAACAGAAAUCAUGAUAAUUGCACUAAGACUACUCAAUUUCGCCAAAGAGAGAAGCAUUCAGUAUACAAAUGAUAAGAAUGCAAGAAAAGUAGUGCCAAAUGGAAAAAAACUCUAGUAAUCUGUUAUAUUAGGAAUACAAUACAAAUUGUGUCAAAUUCUCUUUUUAUUUUCCGUUUUUUUUCGUUGAUAAAUAAAUUAGAAAAAGUAUUGUAGACAGUGAUAAAAUUUUUUAAUGCUGCUCAUAGUUAACUAUAAUUUUUAGAAGUAAAUAAAGAGAACAUGAGGAGCUUUGUGUGGAAAGUGCCUUUUAUUUAUAAGAAUCAUAGACAUUCUCAAGUGAUUCUAAAUUAAGGAAAUAUAAAUUAAUUAAAUGAGAUUAAAAAUCUAUCUACUUUUAUAAAAAUUUACUAAGCUCUUUGAUAUUAAAAUUUUAAUCAAUUUCAAAAAAUGUUAACGAUUUUGAGAAAUUUAAAUAUGUAUUAUCGUUGGAUUUUAAUCUUGUUUAAAGUGAUUCCAUUUGCGGCAGUUAAACUUACAGAAACUAUUUUUAAGCAAUAAUGCGUAAGUCGAAAAUUGAAAGCAUAAUGAAUGUUUGUAAAUGAAAUAUCCUUUUGCUUGCGUAAGAAGCAAGAAAUUAUAUAUAGUAAAUAAAGUCUUUAUAAUGCCGAA
Messenger RNA from Leptopilina heterotoma, 2118 nucleotides. Its product is annotated as transcription factor Sp1-like. Gene Ontology annotation, molecular function: RNA polymerase II cis-regulatory region sequence-specific DNA binding; DNA-binding transcription factor activity, RNA polymerase II-specific. Bases 521 to 1450 code for a protein of 309 amino acids. The transcript has 5 exons. Lineage: Eukaryota; Metazoa; Arthropoda; Insecta; Hymenoptera; Figitidae. Gene Ontology annotation, biological process: regulation of transcription by RNA polymerase II. The record is from RefSeq and is a predicted model, not a curated record.